Ictalurus furcatus (blue catfish) is the source of this 1254-nucleotide messenger RNA. RefSeq names its product high mobility group nucleosome binding domain 6 (gene hmgn6). The transcript is spliced from 6 exons. NCBI's taxonomy places the organism in Eukaryota, Metazoa, Chordata, Actinopteri, Siluriformes, Ictaluridae. The record is from RefSeq and is a predicted model, not a curated record. Gene Ontology annotation, molecular function: nucleosomal DNA binding. Gene Ontology annotation, biological process: chromatin organization. Bases 143 to 439 code for a protein of 98 amino acids. Gene Ontology annotation, cellular component: chromatin; nucleus.
CCCCCCAUUCAGCCACUAGCUGUAAUGUUCCUGUGUGUUUACUACUGUAUUUAGGAUAAGGACACGGUCACGUAUAUGCUCUGAGUCCUCAACAAAAAGUCUUGUUUAUAGUCAUUUUAAGGACACCUUUUAGGAAUCCGCCAUGCCCAAAAGAAAGCAACAGGGUGCUGAGGCUGAUGCAAAGGAAGAGCCUCAGAGAAGAUCCGCACGGUUAUCCGCAAGACCGGCUCCUCCCAAACCUGAACCGAAGGCAAAAAAGCCAGCUAAGAAAGACAAAGUGGUUAAAGACAAGAAAGAGGACAAAAAGAACAAGGGGAAGGCCAAGGAGUCUACAGAGCCAGAGGCCAAUGAGGAAAAUCACUCAGAAAAUGGAGACGCCAAGAGCAACGCGGUCGAGGAGACUCCAGCAGAAAAUAAGGAUGAAGCAAAGUCUGAGUAGCACCACUGCCUCACAUCAGCUGUCUUUCCCUGUCCAGUUCCCAUUUAUUUUUUUAUUUUUACCCCCCUUCCACCCUUCAGAGCGCUCUCACUCAUGCUGGUGCCCCUCUCUUCAAGGCAUAUUGUUAACAGAGGAAUAUUUUUAUCGAUGAUUUUAUAAGUAUCAGUACAGAUUUUUAGCACAAACUAAAGCUGAAUGCGGCGUACCUUGCAGAUCUGCAGCAGUAAAAUUUAGUUUCUGCAAGAUGAACACAGUAAAAUCUUUUUUUUUUUUUUUUAAAUGUCAUUUCAUGAGUGUCGAUAGCUUGUUUAGUCUAGUAAGAGCAUAAACACUUUACAGUUUUGAGUGCUUAUCCUGUUUGUUUUGUCCCCCCCCAUACGAACUAUUACCAUAAGUGAUUUUUUUUUCUUUUUUUUUUUUUUUUUUUAAACCUUAUAUAUGUGCAGUGAGUCUACUUGCUUUUGUCUGUUAUAUUUAGAUUUUUUUUUUUUCACUUCAAUGUAUUAUUCUUAGGAUGGAGGAAUACCAGGAAAAAAAAAAAACAUCUAAAAAAAAACAAAAAAAAAACAACAAAAAAACAUUCCAGGGCAGAGAUACAUGGCCUGAUCUUUUUCAACGUACCCUGCAUUAGUUCAAAAACAAUAUUUUAUCAAGAGCAGCUCAUCCAAGACUGUGCUGUUUAUGUCAAAUUUUUUAAACGAUGACAAUUUUUUUAGGAUGAAAUUCUAAUCUUUACUGAAGUAUGCAGGUGUUCAUGUACCCUAUCUGACGUUCUGGAUGUCUCUUAAUAAAUGAAAACCUUUGAAUUUUCCUCA